This is a messenger RNA of Strigops habroptila (Kakapo), 2829 nucleotides long. It is a transcript of the gene GATA4, whose product is annotated as GATA binding protein 4. Gene Ontology annotation, cellular component: nucleus. The transcript has 6 exons. The record is from RefSeq and is a predicted model, not a curated record. NCBI's taxonomy places the organism in Eukaryota, Metazoa, Chordata, Aves, Psittaciformes, Psittacidae. Gene Ontology annotation, biological process: negative regulation of transcription by RNA polymerase II; cell fate commitment; positive regulation of transcription by RNA polymerase II. The coding region runs from base 142 to 1380 and encodes 412 amino acids. Gene Ontology annotation, molecular function: DNA-binding transcription factor activity, RNA polymerase II-specific; RNA polymerase II cis-regulatory region sequence-specific DNA binding; zinc ion binding.
UUUUGGCUGGAAGGCUGUACCUACGGGAGACCGCGCCAGCUCACCGCAGGGGAAAGUGGAGCCGGGGGGUUUCCACCCGCUCCCCAUCGUUCUGGAUUGUGGCCGGGGAGCCGGCCGGGGUUUGGGGAGGCCCAUCACGAGAUGUACCAGAGUUUAGCCAUGGCAGCUAACCCCGGCCCUCCGGCGUACGAGGGGGCAGGUGGCUUCAUGCACAGCGCGGCCGCAGCGUCCCCCGUCUAUGUGCCCACCACGAGGGUCACCUCCAUGCUUCCCAGCCUGCCGUACCUCCAGAGCAGCGGCUCUUCCCAGCAAGGCAGCCCCGUCUCCAGCCACUCCAUCUGGACUCAACCCGGAGCUGAAAGCGCCGCUUACAACCCGGGAUCUUCUCACCCUCCCGUGUCACCUCGGUUCUCCUUCUCCACCAGCACCCCCAUCCCUGCCACCUCUUCCCGGGAAGCCGCGGCGGCUUAUGGCACCUCCUUGAACCUUUCUGCUAACGGGAGGGAGCAGUACAGCAGGGGUUUCGGCAGCUCCUAUUCCAGCCCCUACCCGUCUUACAUGAGCCCCGAAAUGGCCACGACCUGGACUUCUUCACCCUUCGACAGCCCCAUGCUGCACAACCUGCAGAGCCGAGGGACGCCCGCAGCCGCCCGGCAUGCCAACAUAGCAGAAUUUUUUGAUGAUUAUUCAGAGGGGCGAGAAUGUGUCAACUGUGGGGCCAUGUCUACCCCGCUCUGGAGGAGAGAUGGCACAGGGCACUACCUCUGCAAUGCCUGCGGGCUCUACCACAAGAUGAACGGCAUCAACCGGCCCUUGUUCAAACCUCAGAGGAGGCUGUCGGCUUCCCGCCGCGUUGGCCUCUCUUGUGCCAACUGCCAGACGACGACAACCACGCUCUGGCGCAGAAACGCCGAGGGAGAGCCUGUCUGUAAUGCCUGCGGACUCUACAUGAAGCUCCACGGGGUCCCAAGGCCUUUAGCAAUGAGAAAAGAAGGCAUUCAGACGAGGAAGCGCAAGCCGAAGAACCUUAACAAAACAAAGACAUCAGCAGGUCCAUCCAGCAGUGAGAGUCUUACCCUGACCACCAGCUCCACCAGCAGCAGCAGCAGCAGCACCAUGACCACGGAGGAAAUGCGCCCCAUAAAAACAGAACCUGGGCUCUCAUCUCAUUAUGGGCACCCCAGCCCAAUUUCUCAGGCAUUCUCAGUCUCUGCCAUGUCUGGACAUGGGUCAUCUAUUCACCCUGCGAUUACAGCUCUGAAGCUUUCCCCACAGGCUUACCGGUCAGCUAUCAGCCAGUCUCCACAAACCAGCUCCAAACAGGACUCCUGGAACAGCCUGGUGUUAGCUGAAAACCAUGGGGACAUCAUAACUGCAUAACCUGGUCUUCCACCCCUGAACUUCAGGCUGAUCUGCUUGAGAGAUGAAGAAGAUGCCAUGUAAUCGUCAAGUCAAUGUUGUUUCCCACUUCCCUUUCUUUCCUGUCUUCUCUCCCCUUGUGAGAUGUUCCAGCAAAGAGGUAAAGAGGACUUAUCUGAGGUGUAGGAGAGCUCUUUUGAAACUAACAGAGAAGACUCAAAUCUCAAAGUAACUAAUGGAUUUGAAGCCUUUUUUCCCCACUUUAAAUGAGCCUCUCUAUUUGAUUGUCACCACCUUCUAUGAAAUAGCCAGAGACACAAAGAUGGACACAGUACUCGAAUUUUGCUUAUUUAAAAAUAUCUGGCAUUUAAGACUCAAAGGUGGAGCAAAGACACUUUGUAUUAGUCACCAUCUGUUCUUUUCCUGACCAGAAGAAAAUGCCACCAUCUUCUCAUUACCCAAAUUCAGUGAUCUUCCACCCAAAUGGAGCCAGCUCCAGAACAGACUUCACUAGACAUGCCCUAGUGGCUUUAGUGGAUUUGAUAUGAUCUAGGGCAGAGAAAAAAAAGAGACCCUCCCGCACACACAUCCUCAGCUCACACAUCUAGAGCGUUGUCUUCAUUUUCCUAGAUGGUCUGAAAAGCUAAUGAAUGUCCGUAUUUAAUAGUAACUCCUUUGCUAUUUAUCGUUAUGAAAUCAUGGGACUGUGUUUUCAACAGUUUGUUGGCUAAGCCUGGAGAAGGUCUGUCCAAAAUCAAAGAGGGAUUUUGGAAGGAAGAAGCUUCUGGAAGCAGGUAGAGGAGCCCCCGUUGGUUAUCAAAUCCUGGAGGAAACUGCUGGAUUCUUCCCUUAUGGAUAGCUACAAACCAGGCUGAGAGAUUAUUCAAGAGCACAGCAAACGAAAGAUGCUCUUCUAAUGCUGCUGUGUCAUUGCUUUUGAGACAGUUAAUUUAAGUCUUUUGCAUACUUCUAUGUUGGUUUUGAUGUCAUUGAUGAAAUCUGAUUGUCCUUUUUUUUUGGCUGUACUGUGAGUGCCCACUUUCCCCCUAACAACUGCCUCAUGACCAUUUCACACAUCCAACCCUCUAAGAUUCCACCUUUUGCAAACAAGCAAAGGCUUCAGUCUCUAAUGGAGGUAGGCAGGGGCUGUUUUCUCUAUCAAGCCUGUGCAUAGACUUGCUUGCCUGCAAGAGAAGCAUAACUCCAUUCAUGCAUGAAUAUUAAACAAGACUCCUGUUUUUUCUUGCCCAUAAGGCUCUCAGCAACCAGGGAAUCGUAGCAAAUGGAGUUGGAAGACAUGAUGAGAGUUCACUGACUCAUUCUCUUUUCCUAAAGGGAUCAAUUCUACCUAACUUAACCCUGACAGCUCUUCCUCUAGCAUGUGCUUAACAAACUCCAGUGCUGCAGAUGCCACAGCUCCCCUGUGCAGCCUAAGGGCUUCUCCAGAUGCUUGCCAUGGUGUUUUCAUCA